Cyprinodon variegatus (sheepshead minnow) is the source of this 726-nucleotide messenger RNA. RefSeq names its product protein C-ets-2-like. NCBI's taxonomy places the organism in Eukaryota, Metazoa, Chordata, Actinopteri, Cyprinodontiformes, Cyprinodontidae. The transcript is spliced from 4 exons. The record is from RefSeq and is a predicted model, not a curated record. Gene Ontology annotation, cellular component: nucleus. The coding region runs from base 122 to 676 and encodes 184 amino acids. Gene Ontology annotation, biological process: regulation of transcription by RNA polymerase II; cell differentiation. Gene Ontology annotation, molecular function: DNA-binding transcription factor activity, RNA polymerase II-specific; sequence-specific DNA binding.
GGAGCCGGCGGCCGCCCAACAUGACGGAUACGGCCUGGUGAAAACAGAAGAUCCCAGAAGGAGCGUCAGUGCUGCUCUUCUGAUCCCAGACAGACACGUCAAUGGAGAAACCGGCUCAGAAAUGAGAGCUGUUCCCAGCAGAACCUCUCCCGCCGUCAGCUUCCUGGCCUGGACGGCUCCUCGGGGGGACCUGGACCCCCCGAUGGAGGAGAGUCUGCCCGACGACGCCUUCGUCUUACAGCGAAAACACGGCAGCUUCAAAGACUACGUGGGCGGCAAAACCGAGGCAGGCAAAGCUGUGAUACCGGCCGCCAUCUUAGCUGGUUACACCGGCAGCGGCCCCAUCCAGCUGUGGCAGUUUCUUCUGGAGCUUCUGACCGACCGCAGCUGUCAGUCCUGCAUCAGCUGGACUGGAGAUGGAUGGGAGUUCAAGCUAACAGACCCUGACGAGGUGGCUCUGCUUUGGGGAAAGAGGAAAAACAAACCCAAGAUGAACUAUGAGAAACUGAGCCGAGGCCUACGCUACUACUACGACAAAAACAUCAUCCGCAAGACGGCGGGAAAGCGCUAUGUCUACCGCUUUGUCUGCAACUUGCAGGGCCUGCUGGGAUACGAGCCUGGGGAGCUGCACGCCAUGUUGGACAUCAACAGUAAAACACGCUCAGAGCGAGAAUAAACAGAGACGGAGACCAAGAACUAUUUUUUAUACGAUUAUAGGAUCCAGAA